AUGAUGUCGGCGACAGCGAGCCACGUGAGAGUGCUGCUUCCGUCACACCAUCAGCGACCGUCGAUCGCAACUGGAUCGGAGAAUUUCUGCCGGAGACAAAUAGUACCGAGGCGAUUCAGGGCGAUGGUAGCGACGACGGCGGCGGCAAAGUACAAGGGGACGAAGAUGAGGGAGGAGAAGCUAUCGGAGUUGAUAGUGGAGAAAGUGAAGGAAGCGACGGAGGUUUGCGAGGCGGACGAGAGAUCGGAGGGGUGUAGAGUCGCGUGGGACGAAGUGGAAGAGGUGAGCCAAGCCAAAGCAGAUCUGAGGAUCAAGCUCAAGCUCCUGAACCAGGAUCCGCUCGAGAGUUUCUGCCAAGAGAAUCCUGAGACCGACGAGUGUCUAAUCUACGAAGAUUGA
This is a messenger RNA of Thlaspi arvense, 399 nucleotides long. The record is from the annotation of a GenBank genome assembly. NCBI's taxonomy places the organism in Eukaryota, Viridiplantae, Streptophyta, Magnoliopsida, Brassicales, Brassicaceae.